AUGCGCACACUGGCAGUCGCUGCAUUUCAGACGGCGGUCACAGCGAAAAUUCAUCGCUAUCCAGAAGCGGGAGGGGCGAAAAAAAAAAUAUCGCCUAACGGAACCGCACUCCAAAUCCAACGUGCCCGGGGACCCGAAGAUCCCCUGAGGUCUGCCAGCGAUUUAGACGUGGAGUGCUGUGGAGGGUUUGUCAAUCUGGAUUAUCGCAAGAUCGAUAUUUCAAUAAUGGCCGAUAUUUUCAGUUACUUCGAUUGGACAGACUUGAAGUUUAAUAAAGCUAUCCUGGCUGUCGCUUUCAACCCAUUGUUCUGGAAUAUUGUAGGACGGUGGGAACACAGAACAAGAUCUCUCACUAAGUUGUUUGGUUCUCCUUUCACUGCGUGUUACUCUGUAGCAGUUGUAAUUUUACUGCUGAAUUUCUACAGGAGUUACAGUUUUACUGAAGCAAUGAAGAUUCAACCCAAGGUCCAAGUCCUUGACAAUGUUGCAGCAUUUUACGUUGGCCUUAUCCUGUUACUAUUAGGUACCAUCCUUGUUCUGAGCAGCUUCUUUGCACUGGGAUUCACCGGUACAUUUCUAGGAGACUAUUUUGGAGUCUUGAUGGAGGCCAAGGUACUGACAUUUCCUUUUAAUAUAAUGGAGAAUCCUAUGUAUUGGGGGAGCACAUUAGUCUACUUGGGCUGGGCUGUCAUGAACGCUAGUCCAACAGGACUGAUCCUCACUGCUUGGGUAGCAGCUGUGUACAAGGUUGCAAUUCUGAUUGAAAGCCCAUUCACAGAUGAAGUGUAUCGUCAAAAAGAAAAGGUGAUGAAGGAGAACUGAAUAGCUGGGACAUUUGAUAAGAUGGCAAUAUCUAAUUGGAUUCAGUUGGAUCCCUCACUUUGCUUCAAUUUGGAAUCACACUGACUUCUGAAUGGCUUCCAAUAUUUAAUAACUAUUAAUUAGUUAAGAUGUGAUACUGUACUAAUUAUGGUCCAUUUAAAUAUAAAGUUCUGUAACCAAAUUUGAAGGAUGAUGCUUAGUACUUUAUGCCUGAUCACGAGAGCUCGAGCAUAUUUAUUACAAUUCAAAGUAAUUAUGGACUCAUUUAUAUUACCAAUGGACAAGCAACAAAUUGUUUGGUAUGACCUCACUUUAAAUGCAAAUAUAAAUGGAACCUGCCUUAACAUCAGUCUGUCAAGACCUGGACAGGUUAUUAAACCAAAGAUAUCAAAUCAUGUUAUUCCUAUUCCCUAAACUAAUAUUCUCAAACUAGGUCAUUCACUUUUGCUAUGUCAGUGAUAAAUUUACGUGAACAUUUCUUGCUGCCAUGCCAAUCAUCUCAUAAAUUCCUUCUGAAUGUAGUGUUGCCUUCACACCUGAUGAUACAACGGUAACAUGUAAGUCUGAUUUUAAAAAAUAUGUUCCUCUUUGACAUCUGGCAAGAUUGGAAUCAUUCAUAGCAAUUGGACUUGUCAUUUCCAUUAAUCUAUCAUGAGUCUUGCAGUGGGACAGUAAGAAUUAUAUUAUGAAUCCUUGCAGGCACAGUAAAAAAUUGAAAGAUUAGAUUACCUGCUAAAAUCUCUUUUAUUCUUACAUUAGAACACUAUUAAUAGAAAAUAUUACACAGUUAACAUUUCUGACCUUUUAUUUGCAAACGCUUGCAUGCUAUUGGAUAUUGUGCAAACCUGCUUGUUCUAAAAAUAUUGUAGCAUUACAAAAAAAAUAUUCUGCCAGAAAGAGCAUAUUGUGAACAAUGGUAUUUCUAAUGUAUACUAAAUUGUAUUUUAUAUUAAUGGAUAAGAAAAAUAUGUAUUUUUAUAUACGGUAGAAUCUGUUCCCCAUUAUCCUUGACUGGACCAUCAUGGUAAAAAACACUUUGAUGCCAUAUAGACUAGAAAGUUCUAAGUUCAAUUCCUGGUCUGUCCUAGUUUAGUUGAUAUCACCUGGGUUGGAAACAGGAACUUGGCCCCAGUGUCUCCGUGCAAGGGAAAGCAAAAAUCACCCAGAGUUCCUGUUCAUGAUUACUAUCAGUGACCCUCUGACAGAACAUGUACAAGUAUAGUUCUGGGUGAGGACAACAAGAUUCAGUAGCUCCAGCAGUUAAAUAGAACACUGAAACAGAAUGCUUCAGCUUUACACGUGAAGAAUGUCUAUUUGUACAAUGUGCUGUAUGACACCGUUACUCAAAAUUAUUAAGCAUCUUCACUGAAGGUGGAGGGGGGAGAACAUUUUAAGAAAAGGCAAAAUAAGUCUUGGAAAAUUGCUGCGGUGUAUAGUGAAAUUGUAAAAAGACUGGUGUAUUGCUUGCAAUCUUGCUAUUAAUAGUGGAAAAACAGAAAUUUUCUCCAUUUGUAUCACAAAAAGAAUAAAAUGAUGGGGUUGAUUUUAACUCCCUCCAUCUGACAGAAACUUGGCAAGUUGCAGUAAACUGGAGUGGGCGUUAUACCCAGUAUGUUCUCCAUUGACCUGAUUGGCAGCUGAAGGUAGUGUCUUUCAAAUGUGCAGGCUGGGCUCUGAUCAUGACAACAGGGCCUGGGCCUUAUUUUCACCUGAGGCCUGAACAAAGAGUAGCGGUGGCUCUCCCACAAGGCCAAACCUGCCAGGAUCCAACUCCAGGAACAGAGGAGGCCCAAGUAAGUUUAAAGUUUUAGCUUUUGUUUGCAAGUUUCCUUGUUAACCAGGUGAAGCAGGAUUGCUCCUCUGAGACCCACAAGGAUUCUCUUGCCCCAGGUUUCCACGGCUACGCACUAUGAUUCCCCCUCACCCCGAACCUACCGAUGCACUUGCCUUGUGCUAAAGACCAGUUCCAGGUCCCCGGUAGCAGCCUUCGAGCUGCCUCAUUUUAACAGGCACUUCUGUUUGAGCAAUUUGAGGUAAUCAGAUCUUAUAACUAGAUUGUAGCCAACCUGCCCAAAUGUAUGAGCAGGUUUUUACUUCUGCAGAAAGUGUAUUUUCAGUGUAUUAGCAAUUCUAUGCCAGCUGUGUCAUAUCAUAUUUCAUUAACACAACACAAGGUUUUAAAAUUAUUUCCAUCUUCAAAAUUCCUCUGUUGCUUUCUGGCACAUGUAACAGAUUGCUGGAGUGACGUGGGCAAGGACCUUUCACUUCAUUGCAUCUGCUCUAUAAAAACUGAGGAGGUCAGUGUGUCCAGUCUCUUUAUACUUUAUACACUAUAUAAAUACUUGCAGCAGAUUACAGAAGAGUCUUACCAUUUAAAAUAUGUUUUAUAUCUUUAAAUUUAUAGCCUUUUAAAAUUCAUGUCACAAUUUUUGUUUUGAAAGGAUAAAGAUAAUUUGUACCAGAUUAACUGAUGUUAUAUGUUUUAUCUGGGAUAUUUAUUUCACAUUGUAAAUCCAAGCACUCAAGUUAUCACCUCUGUAAUUCUUCAGUACAAGGACAGCAAUGCUAAGUAAUAGCAGAUAUUACUAUUUAAUUUAUCCAUCACUUUGGGUUCAUAAACAAAAAUCAAAUACCAAAUACUCUAUCUUCCAUAAAAGAGGAAGAAGCUUUUCCGUUUUCACUCAUUACCACCACAGUGGAAAAAUACUAGCAGAGAGAAAUUGCUAUAACUUGAACAACCUCAAAGCUUCUCUUCUCUAACACAAUCUGUGAAAAGUGGAGGAAACCACACUUGACCUUGACUCUCCACCAAUUGAACUCUGAGAGCAUGGACAUAAUUAGAGACUACUAACUAUGUUAUUAAAGCAGAUUUCCUGUGUAUUCUAUAUUUGUGAAUUUGAAACAUUGGGUGCAGUGUAAAACGUUUUCUGCUGUGUUCUUCAUUACAAUGUUUGUGAUUUUUUAUCUUACGCCAGAAUGUUAAUUGUUUUUAUAUUUUUGGAUGAUUUGUAUAAUUAAAUAUUAGAUUUUCUUCUC
Molecule: messenger RNA, 3858 nt
Organism: Carcharodon carcharias (great white shark)
Lineage: Eukaryota; Metazoa; Chordata; Chondrichthyes; Lamniformes; Lamnidae
Gene: pemt
Product: phosphatidylethanolamine N-methyltransferase
Exons: 7
Coding region: 1-822 (273 amino acids)
Biological process (GO): phosphatidylcholine biosynthetic process
Molecular function (GO): phosphatidylethanolamine N-methyltransferase activity
Source: RefSeq, a predicted model, not a curated record